AUGUUCGCCGCACUUCCCCCCAUGCAGCAGUUCAAUUUCUCGCAAUGCGCUACCGCGCCCGCACGUCCGUCUCUACUCUCACCUCGCAGUUCGCCGGCGCGCCCGAUGGCCUCGCUAUCCUCCUCACCCUUCCACUUCUCCCCAGCAUCAGAAAGUCAACCCAACACACCCGUCACGUCAAGAACAGAGUCCAGGAAUAUAUUCUCCGGGUCUCCGAUCUCCCCUUCGCCUUCGAAGGGUGCAGACACGUCCUCCCGCUCCAAGACUUCGCCUACAUAUGCUCAGCGCUAUGCGAGUACGAUAUCUAACCCGUUGAAUAACGCGUCCAAGAAUGGCACCGCUUCCUCUUCGCCGUCGGCGCGCGAAGCGAGACGCAAUGUUUUCUUGAAUCGGAUCAGGCAAGGGCGUGACGAUGCACGUUUUGCUAAUAGGGGCGAGCAGCUGGUGUUGAUGGAGCAUGUGGCGGAGCAGAAGAAGUGGGGCGAGUCGAUGCGUAGGAGGACGGAUGGGAUUCUGCAGGGAUACUUGAGGGAUUUAGAAGAGGGCGUUGAUGAUAUGCUUGACGAGGCGGAUAUCCAGGCUCUGGAUGAGUAUCUGUCGCAGGAGCAGGCAAUGGAGAUGGAGUUGCUUGAGAAUGUGGAUGUGCAGACGCCCUCUGGACAAGAUAAUGACAGGGCAUGGAAAGAUCCUGGCUCAUCGUUUAGUGAUGACGAGUACGAGGACAUAUUCAUGGAUUUAGCCGAUCAGACAGUACCGAGUCAAGAUAUGGAUAUGUCGGGGUGA
Messenger RNA from Aspergillus bombycis, 783 nucleotides. RefSeq lists its product as uncharacterized. Bases 1 to 783 code for a protein of 260 amino acids. The transcript has 2 exons. The record is from RefSeq and is a predicted model, not a curated record. Lineage: Eukaryota; Fungi; Ascomycota; Eurotiomycetes; Eurotiales; Aspergillaceae.